AACUUUGCGCAUUAUACGUAGCGAUGAGCCGCACCAUAUUUUCCUGAAUCCGGUUCCGACGUGGCGACGACACACAGACCGAGCACAGUGCUCUCCUACCCGAACGGUAGCAGCUGAGAGACGGGUGUGCGGGGCGGAAGAUUUCUCACGGCUCACGGACGAGAACGCGCUUCGUUAUGCACUCACUCCUACGGAUGGCUGCCUCUCAACAAAGCUUUACCGCAAACUUUCCGCUCGGCGUUUGACGCGGGUGUGUGUGUGUCUUGUGUGUGUUGUUAUUGUGGUUCUACCGAGUCAGGUCUAAGAGCAGAGACCGUGAUGCAGGUGCAAACUGUGGGCUAAAUGUUCCUGAAAUGUCUCGCUGUGCGCCGACGCGGUCCAUUGUGCCACGGCUGCCCCGCAUUGACAGAUACCAUUUUAAGCCUGCGUGGUCCCGCCGUCUGGAAUCACAGCAAAGUGUUGUGUAAUUACAAGUUGUACUAAAACAAGCUGGUGGAAUGGGAAUGAGCGUCCAUGACACUUUAUGGGUCCGGCGUACUUGAGGCUUCCAGUUGAAGAGGUGUGCUGCGGGGUGACAGCUUCACAUCUGGACAGCCCGGUUCCUGUCAACCGCGGCCUGGUUGGGCCGCACACCCCAUUAACUUAUAUGUUUGUCGGCAACUGACUUGAUUGACAGCCUCGGAGGGUGUCGUGUUAGCCCAGGAAGAGCAUAAAAAUGGUGGUGUCAGCUAUGGCUCUCGCUUAGUGAAGUCACGCUUAUUAAAGCAACGCUAGCGUGACUCUGCAGUCUUCUUUCCACAUCGCCCACGUCGACGUUCCGGGGAGAGAAAAAACAAUAGUGAAAGUGGAGUAUUGUCCGCCAUACGUGUCAACGCAGUGGGAUUUCUACGUGUGGUCGGCGUUCCCCCCACCCCACCCUUCCCGCGGUGACGGUUAUGGGUCGGAAGCGGUGUGUAGGUGCAGAUUGUUCCAAGAUGGCGGCCGGGUGCUGCGGGGUGAAGAAGCAGAAGCUGUCGGGAUCGCCCGGGUCGGGGGGUCCCGGCGGGGUGGGGGCGGGAAGCGGGGUGACAGGAACCGGACAUUGUGGAUCGGAGUUGGGGAUUGGCUCCUCCGCAACGGUUGCUGGAGCGGCCAACGUGAGCAGGGCAAACGGCCUGGGGGGACCCGGGGGUAACGUUAGCGGCGGUGGUGGUAGUAAUAGUGGUGGCAGCAGCGGACCGAGCACUCUGUCUCCAGCCCCGGCCGGCUACACUUCAUCCGGUCUCUCCCCGAAUCUCAGCCCAGGACCUGGAUCGGGAAGUGGAGGCAGAAAAAUGGUUGUAUCAGCGGAGAUGUGCUGCUUCUGCUUUGACGUGCUUUAUUGCCAUCUAUACGGAUACCAACCUCCGAGAACACCCAGGUUUACAAAUGAUCCCUACCCGCUGUUUGUCACAUGGAAAAUCGGCAGAGACAAGCGGUUGAGGGGUUGUAUAGGUACAUUUUCUGCCAUGAAUCUGCACUCAGGACUCAGGGAGUACACCCUUACCAGUGCCCUUAAAGACAGCCGCUUUCCCCCCAUGACAAGGGAUGAGCUGCCUCGCCUCUUCUGCUCAGUGUCUCUUCUCACCAACUUUGAAGAUGUGGGUGAUUACCUUGACUGGGAGGUGGGUGUUCACGGUAUUAGGAUAGAGUUUUUCAAUGAGAAAGGAUCAAAGCGCACCGCCACCUACCUGCCAGAGGUCGCAAAGGAGCAAGGUUGGGACCACAUUCAAACCAUAGAUUCCUUACUACGAAAGGGAGGUUACAAAGCUCCCAUCACAAAUGAUUUCAGGAAGACCAUUAAGUUAACCAGGUACCGUAGCGAGAAGAUGACAAUGGGCUAUGCGGAGUACAUAGCCCACCGCCAGCAUCAUCACUACCAGAAUGGCAUCGGGCACCCUCUUCCACCCUACAACCAUUAUUCCUGACAGCGAGCCGCAUGACCAAUCAUUGGACCUCUCCGCGGACCUUUUCCCAGGAGAGCCCGCCCCCUCCUGGUCUAGCUAUUUCUACUACUGUACCAUUUUAUGAUGAUAGUUUCCGUUGCCAUGCUAGCCGUCUCCCGAGAUGUUGUUGACAUGGCAACGGUCUGCUACCAAGCAUCAAAUCGAGAGAAUCGUGAGAAAAUCCACCUUUUUUUUUGUUUUUGUUUUGUUUUGUGGUUUUUGCAGCAUACGUAUAUCUUUUAUCCCCCUUCAUUUGUCUUCUUGUAACUUUUACCAUCAAGUCCGCUCAGCAGCCGAAUCAGGUGUUUGAUUCUGUGGAUACAAGGAAGUCUCUUCCAGUGGAUGAACGCUGAAAACCCUGAUUCUUCUUUUUUUUUUCCCCUCUACAUAUUUUACCCAGACUUUAUGUAUACCAUGUAGCAGGUUCUCAAUGGCUGUGUCGUCGCUAGUCUUGAUUCCUCUCAAAAAAAAAAAAGGACUGAAGGUUGUUUUAGCUUGUAGCGUAGUAUGUAUUGGGAUGUGUAUACUCCAAAAAUUGUCCAUUAUGGAAUCGUGAUGUCCUCCUUCAUUAUUUGAGGUCACAGCCGUGUGCUUUUUGUUUUUGCGUGUGAAUUACUGACGCUCAUAGAAAUUGGAUUUAAGAUUGCGUUAGAGUGUUGUGUGUUUCGUUGUAGAACGUUUUCUGCUUGGCUUGACUUGGCCCAUGUGUGCGUGCGUGCGUUCUGUUGUGUGUUUCCAGCGACAUUUGGUCAUUUGAUUGUGUCUCUUUAAAAACGGGGCAACUGGGUUUGAUUUUUAAAGGAAAACUGCUUUUUUCCGGGAAUAUUGCCAUCAUCCACAAUCCUUAUGUGAAACAUGACCGCCUCUCCCUUUUCUGUGUUUUAAAGACAAAAAAACAGCACAUGGGAGCUAACAAUGCACGUAAUGGGACACCUAUUUUGACUAAAGACCACCAACAAUAUUUGUACAACUGACCUGUAUAUAAACUAAGGUACAGUGAUGUUGUUGUUGUUAUGUUGGCGCUAACACUUCUUCAUUAGUCUCUGGGAGCAGUGUCCUCCUCACCAUAUACACAAAGCCAGUGCUUCUAAAUUGUUUUUCUGUCAUGUCCCUUUUUCACGCCCAACGGAGAUUCGAACCCGAUCCCCUGACUGUGCGGCCAACAUGCUAACCACUAGUUCACUGUGGCGCCCGUUUGUGGAUGCUCAUUUUUCCUACAUUUAGAUGUUGGAUGUUUAGUGAUUCAAAGUCUGCCAUGAUUAGCAAAGUGGUGCCUUGGUUACCGUCGUCAAUCUGUUCGGAAGCUCCGACCGAAACCAAAAUGGACUCUAACCAAAGCAAAUUUUCAAUCCAAUGAAUCCAUUCUAGACACCCAAACAUGUUAUACAAAACACAUUUUCUAUACAUUAAAUCUCGUUUUACUUGCGGAUAAGGAUUCGAAUGCUGUUUUUCUCUCUGGAGAAUGACAGGGAAGACUGGGAGGGAUGUGUUCAUGUUUCACGUAAGGAUGGUGGAUGAUGGCCAACAUUCUUAACAACAUGCAGAGCACUGUCGUUUCCAUUUCCUCUGAGCGUUACUUGCAGGGAAACUUCUUAAAGCCAUAUUCUCAUUUUAGCCGUGGCGUUUUCGAUGGCGGUGACCUCCCGGCGUAUACUCAUUAUGUCACCUUUGGGAUGAUGGCGAACCAUCGUCCACCGUGUAUCACAUACUGGUACACUCAUUGUUCUGUCAGCUUGGGUUUGGUUGACUGGAUUUUUUUUUUUGAGAGGUUCUCGUCACCCUUUUCUUUGGGUAACAGCCUUUAGAAAGUGACAGAUUCUUUGAGUUUUUUCUUUAUGCAAAAAAAAACAAAACACGUCAAGGGCUUUUGGCACUCCAUCCACAGCGAACCCCAAAUGACCCUCAUGUUUAAGUUGUGUUGCCUUAAAUGAAUGAUUUACCAAGAACAGGGGAGGGGGGAAUGAUGCUCGGUUCCCGUUCUUCCUUCCCCUCGUUUGUGCUUCCCCCCAUCCCCAUCCCAUCGUCAAACCGGGGUAGGGUGGGGGUGUAACGCGUCAGUCGAGCAUCAAUCUCCCGCUUCAUUUUAAUCACAGCACAACCAGAAAUUAUCUGCUGCAAAACCAAACCGACCAUGCUCUUGAACAUAUAUGUGUUUGUGUACACAUGCAAUGUGUCUAGUUGCAUGUAUGUAUGAGUAUGAGACCUAUGGUUUUCUCCAUGAUAGAGACGUUAUGCUUGAUCUGUGGCUUGGACACUCUUUAAGAGAUUUAAAUGACAAAUAUGGUGCUAUCUGACCUCAUAUUGGGGUGGUCACGGCUCGUGACUGGUCAUGCGGACUCAUCGAUCAUAUCAUACUUUGGGGAAAGAGAAAAAAAAAAAGAAAAGAUGUUACAUGUAAGAUUUUCUCUUUGGUGUAAUUGCUGCGAAACGCGGCACAUUUUUUAACGCAGAAGGAAGAAACAAAUGUAGCCCCCUGCUCUCAUCAAAUCCAUUGUGGGUGAGUUCCCUAUGGGAAAACUGAUAAUUCCUUCACAUGUCAUGAAGACGCAUUGAUGGACGUGCGAGUCCCGGCAGCGGACGCUACGGAAUGUACUGUUUAGCGGUCACAAUUGGAGACGCGCGACGAGAGAAUCUUACAUGUCUUCACCUCUUUUUAAACUCUCCGAUAUAUGCAGAUCUGUUCAACAGGUGUUUUGUUUGUGUUCCACCCGUGCAGGUUUGAAAGGACAAGAAGUCACACGUUCACCUUUACUCCUUUUUACCCAACGCUCACGGCCUCGUCUGUCCCGGUGUCGGCGCUCGUUUGCCUCUCCCGGCAGGUCGGAUGUUGUUUUUACGUUUUCUUUGUGCAUCCGUUAUCCUCUAGCUGCUGAAUCGUUUCACCUCCCGUGAAGCGGCAAAGUCCCGAUAUUCAACCCGAGCGGAAGGUCUUGCAUAGACGCGUUUGUAAGCAGCGAUACCUCAUGGGAUAUUGGACUUUUGUUUUGUUUUGUCGUUUGUUGUAGCAGAUAAAGCGUUUUUAAUAGUGGAGGAUCCGGUAGUUCAGCCUCAGCAUUCCCUCGCGUUCAGCGGUCAUUUCUCGUGUUGAGCGGGAAUGCUGCAGCUCGUGUUAACUCGUCACGUUUGACUGAACCAAAGAAGACGCUAAGCGGCCGUGUCCAAAAAAUGCUGCUCUCUAGGCCUGGCUUCCUGUCCUUCCAAAAUAUCAAAAGGAGACACCCCUGCCGUCGACAAAAACCUUCAUUUUUUGUGUGUCGGUCGAUCGAAGCAACCCAAUUUUUCAAUGAAAAAUCUCAUCUGACGCCGUUCAUGGCAUCAAGGAUGGUUUAAAAAGGUUGCAAAUUUGUUACUUAUUUUGUUUGUUGUUAUUGUUAUUAUUGCUCUAAUUCACAAAAAAAUGAAACUCCCAUUGUGUGCCUCGUAGCUUUAUGGGUUUAGAAUUUUUUGGGUUUUUUUUCCCAGAAGACCAGCAGUUAUACUUUGUAUAAAAGAUGGAAGUUUUUUUCUUAUUUUUUAUGCCAUUAAAGUCGAAAAGGCCUCUUUUCUUUACUCUGGACCCAGUAGCUGCACUGGUGUACAAUCGCACUGAUAGAUCAUAGUGAAAAAAAAAAAAAAAAUAAUCAAUAAUAAUAAUGAUCAUGACAAAUGAAAUAAGAACUACAAUAAACUUGUUUGAGACUUUUUUAUUACAAAAGAUGGGAAAAAAAUGAAAGAAAAUGACUGUUUUUGUACAUUCAAAAGACUCUAGUUUCAAAAUUAUUUUAGUGGUUUUAUAUGUUCUGAAUUUUUGGAGACACCGAGACGGGUGUCGCUGUACAAAAUGAGGUUUUUUUUUUCAGUUGCAGUGGCCUGAUGGGCUGGGAGGGUUGCCUGGUGUAACUCCUCAUACCAACGUUCAUUUUCUUGUCAUUUUGGACUCUUGUUUGACUCUGCUUUAGUAACUUGAAAAUGUUGAUGGAAAAACAUGAACUGGGAAAGCAAAAAUCCCACCCCUGUAGAACUAGAACCUUUCUCCUACUCCUUGAAUUGCUGUUAGUGUGACAAGACUUGAAACUGACAUUUUUGUCAACAUGUAAGACCCCAACAGGAAAAUAAAAGUUAAAUAUACACAAAAUACAGACAGAAAAUAAAAAAAAAAUGCAAAUGAGUUGGGGUGGGGGUGAAAAGAUAUAAAAAGAUAUAUAUAUAGAUGGGUUAUCUUGAGUAUGUAAGCAAUGGAUGUGAAGAUAAUGUAGUUUUAAACAUUGUUAUUACCUUUUCAAAUCAUUUAUUCAAUAAAAAAACAUCAACUCAAA
Doryrhamphus excisus (bluestripe pipefish) is the source of this 6259-nucleotide messenger RNA. It is a transcript of the gene ammecr1, whose product is annotated as AMMECR nuclear protein 1. The record is from RefSeq and is a predicted model, not a curated record. NCBI's taxonomy places the organism in Eukaryota, Metazoa, Chordata, Actinopteri, Syngnathiformes, Syngnathidae.